This is a messenger RNA of Fonsecaea multimorphosa CBS 102226, 3252 nucleotides long. RefSeq lists its product as uncharacterized. The record is from RefSeq and is a predicted model, not a curated record. Bases 1 to 3252 code for a protein of 1083 amino acids. The transcript has a single exon. NCBI's taxonomy places the organism in Eukaryota, Fungi, Ascomycota, Eurotiomycetes, Chaetothyriales, Herpotrichiellaceae.
AUGAGCCUCCUACCAUCUACCACCUACCAAUCUCCACCCCGGCUGGGCCGUGGUCGGCAGCUUAAUACUAUUCUCGAGGAAAAAGAAGACGCAAGUCAGGGGCUGAAAAGCGACAGUGAGGGAGAUGGGAGCGAUUCAACCGUAAUUGGCCGCCCGGCAGCAUGGGAUCCGGCUCUGUUUACCAUCUCUGCUCGCAAGAGCUCGCUCGCCAAAUCGACCUACCUGUCCUCUCCGGUCUCUUCUUGUGGCCCCUCCCCUGCCAGCAGCGCUGGUGAAGGCUACCAACGAGAUUCAAACCGAAGUUCUCUCGCUGGUAGCGACUCAGGCACUGUCUUCAGUGACGACUGCCCGUCUCUGGCCAGCGACCCGACGAGCUUUGCCUCGGAAUCCAGUAGGAACAGCUUUGCCAGCGAGAAGUCUAGCCGAAACCGCUACCCUGCUCUGAUCAUACCCAGAGACUCAUGGGGGUCGAUGGAUGCGAGCCCGAUCAAGGAGAUCACCUUCGGCAUGUCUCCUGCCACCAAAAUUCGGCUUUCCCCCGGUGCACUUUCUGCUCUCCCAAGAGAUGUCCCAGCCAUCAAUGCCCCACCGUCGCUCGGAGACAGCAGCAGUUCGAUCUCGGACUCACCUUGCAACACGCAGACCAGUGCUCCCGUCACUCCGGACAUGAGACAACUUGAGAUUGCGGAGGGAGACAGCUGGGGAGGUCCACCACCGACCAAUCUUGAAUCACAGCCUCUGGAAAUAGCGCUUGACGACGAUCACAGUGUGAUCCUGUCGCCAGCGGAAGCCCACUCCAACAACUCCUUUGCCAGCCUUGUGUCCCCAGCAGCCUUCACCGAGAUGAUUGUCAGUUUCCCGACGGUGCCAGGCGCUACACCACAGGAUCUGUCGCCUCUCAUGCCCUCUCUUGAUGAGCUCAAGAAAUUCGAGGAUAAGCCGCCUUCCAAUGGAUCCGACGUUGGGGUGAGGCUUCCUGCAGAGGCGUUGCAGCUACUUCAGCUUCUGGCCGGGCAGAGGAGCAGGGACGAUAGUAGGUCGACAAGUUCUGGCAGCUCCCGGCGGACGAAGAGAUCUGGGAAACGACAAGAAAUGCGCGAAUUGACUGAUCCAGAGCCCAUUAGUCGACCACGCAGCGCAGACGGAGAGACUCCAGUAUCUGACUAUAGCUUCUCGCAGCUGAGCAUUCCGUCGCCGGGAGGCUUCUUUUCUUCCCUGCAAAAUGGCUCACGACACACCUGGUGUCUCGCCAAAUCCAAAGGGCCAAGCCUGCCAAAUACCGCUACCGCGGAGAUGUUCUAUAAUCGGCCUUGGGAGAACAGCUCAAGGGACAAUGUCGUUGAGACAGUGCUGACGGUCGACGACACAAAUUUGACCGAAGGUCCGCCGACAGCAAAGCAGGCCACUUUCGAUCUAGGAGCACCGGGAAAACGUAAGAGUCAGCAGUCCGAAGACGACGACUUGUACGGUCCCUCCGCUGGUCCCGGCGUCAGUCCCAAAAAGACAUCUGAAGCGGUAACGGUCAACUACGAAUACGACGAGAAGUACUACGAGGACCUCAAAAAGACUGCAGGCCAGAAUCUGGACCGGACUGGAUCCUGGCUCGCCGCACAAACAGGCUAUUUGUCUGCGAUCCUGGACUCUGACCCUAACGAGGAGGACGCUGACAACACUGAACCUGUCGAUGACAAGGCUACCAAGGGGGCACGUCGGACAGUCAUGUUCGCUGACAAGACCACGAUAGACACAGCAGUGGUUGUGGCUCGUCCAGAGAAGGGCAGUCCCGAUAGCGAACCUGAAACGAAGGAGCCCAUCUUUCUCUCGGCGUUCCAGCAUCUCGUCGCCGUCCGCAAACGCCGGGAUGCUUUCAUCCAUUCAUCCUCCCGCCUUGACGCGAUACAAGCUAUUCGUAUUGCCCUACCGGAAAAGCACAUCAGCAAUCUCCUUGGCCAGCACACCCUGAUCGACCCAGCACGGCCGAAGUAUUCUGGUCCAUUCAGCCAAAAUCCUCGACAGACUGGCGUGUUCGAGCACACGGCCGAGCAAAUCGCCUAUCGGGCCGUUGAACGCGAGCAACUCGCGCUUGCGUCUGUCGAGCCCUCGAAUUGGCAGAUCGAUGCUCUGAGGGCCGUGUUCAGUGGCCGCCUGCUCGCCUCUGAGGCAGCUUGUCAGAGGCUGAAAACCAAAGCCACGGUUCCGUUGGAUGAUCCUGCAUGUGUUGGAAGCAAGCGACUACGCAUUCUCGAUCUUGGCGGCACAGCUUCUGCGUCGUGGGCGUGGAACGCCGCCUUGGAGUGGCCGAAUGUCAAAGUCUACACGGUCAUCACCAAGGAUCAGGCACGGUCUCAACGACCAGCCGGGAUGGCCAAGCCUGAAGCUCCAGCAAACCACCGCACCAUCUCUGUCCCGCAUCUCUGGCAGCUGCCCUUCCGUAGCGGCCACUUCGACGUCAUCUCGGCACGCUCACUGCACGUCCUUCUCAAGAACAAUCCGGUCCCUGGCGUGCCCGAGAUCGACGAGUGGGAUCUGACUCUUCGAGAAUGUAUGCGGGUGCUGAAACCACACGGGUACCUCGACUACAUGGUCAUGGAUUCAAGCAUCGCACACGCAGGGCCCAGGGCGGAAGCCAUGUCGGUAGAGUUCGGGUUCGAACUCCAUCGGCGCGGCUACGAACGCGAAGCGGCUCGAAGCUGGCUCCGACGGUUAAAGAAAGAGGGCUUCAUCGGCGUGAAGAGAGCUUGGAUCUUCAUGCCUAUGGGACAAAGGCCGCCCAAGGAGACAGAGGAGCAACCCAACGGAUACACGGGAGGGUGGCAGUCCUGGCGGCAAGGAGGAAAGCCCUUUGUCCCGGCACCGCGUCCAAUCAGCGAAGUCUCGACCAUCAGCAAGAUCGUCAAACAAUACAUGGACGUGGAGGCAGUGCAAGGGCCCGUUGGCAGCACGCAGGAUGUCGCAGACCUGACUGGCCUCCUUGGCGCGCGCAUGUGGGAGGAGUGGCUGGUCAAAGUGCGGGCGGAGUCGGGCAGAGAACAGAGCCGGUGGCUCGAGGGCGUGGACGAGGUGAUUGAAGAGGGCAAGGAGCAGGGUUCCGGGUGGAAAGUGUUGAUCGGCUGGGCAAGGAAGCCCAAGCCGCCCAAGUCCAAGAGGAGUGAGAGGGCCGAGAUCACGGUGGCGAUUGAGGAUAUGGCUGAGUUGAGUCCCGUCGAUGAGGAGAUGGAGAUGGGCAUGAUUCCCAUGGUGAUUGAAGAAUGA